Molecule: messenger RNA, 1152 nt
Organism: Solanum verrucosum
Lineage: Eukaryota; Viridiplantae; Streptophyta; Magnoliopsida; Solanales; Solanaceae
Exons: 10
Coding region: 218-919 (233 amino acids)
Source: RefSeq, a predicted model, not a curated record
AAACAAAAACAAAAAAAGCCGCUAAUUGUGUAAAAGUUCACUAACUGCAACUCAUCACCUCCAAAUUUCUUUACUUUUCAAGCUGGAAACAAAAAAGAAGGAACAAAGUCACUUUUAAAAGUUUUGCACUCACACCCACUUGAGAAAAAAAGAUUCUUGAUCCCUUUUGCCCUGAAAAUACCAGUUUGAACAAAAAAAUUUUUUGCUGUUGUAAAGCAUGCCAAAUUGGGAGCUGAAGCAUUGUUGCAAGCAUGAACAAAUCGUUUUUCUCGCAACUCUUGGCGUUUGUGCUGUUGUCAUUCUUGCUCUCUGGAGAACAGUGCUGCUACUACCUUUCAAGCUCGUUACCGUGUUUAUUCAUGAAGCUAGUCAUGCUAUAGCUUGCAAACUUACUUGCGGACAUGUUGAGGGAAUACAGGUUCAUGCUAAUGAGGGUGGCACCACACAAACGCGUGGAGGUGUAUAUUGGUUCAUCUUGCCAGCUGGAUAUCUUGGUUCAGCAUUUUGGGGAAUGGUUUUAGUGCUUGCGUCCACCAAGCUCCUUUCAGCAAGAAUUGCAGCAGGCUGUUUAGUGGUCACUCUAAUUGUUGUUCUUUUUGUGGCUAAAAAUUGGACACUCCGGGGCCUUUGUAUAGGAUUUGUUCUCUUCCUUGCUGUUGUAUGGGUUCUGCAAGAAACAACAAAGAUUAAAAUUCUGCGGUACAUCAUUUUGUUCAUUGGUGUAAUGAACAGCUUAUUUUCUGUAUAUGAUAUAUACGAUGAUCUGAUAUCACGAAGAGUUAACUCGAGUGAUGCUGAGAAGUUUGCUGAAGUGUGUCCCUGUCCUUGUACUGGUGUUGGCUGGGGAGUCAUCUGGGGACUCAUUUCUUUCUUGUUUCUCUGUGGAGCCACAUAUCUUGGUUUGGUGAUCUUGUCCUGAGAGUUGCAGGCUGAGGAGCUGGAUACUUGACACAACUCAAGGGACUUCCAUUCAUACACGUUCAAGAGCAUUCGUUUACCCCUUACGUUGGUUGGCUUCUUACUAUUUAUGGGACUGUAUUUGCCAAAUCAUUUUUACAAGCUGGAUUACUGCAGCAUAACUUACAAUACAAACAUGAUUGGGUGCGGCAAGAGGAGAAUCAGAGUACUAUAGUGAUACAAUUAUAACAUUGU